Messenger RNA from Nilaparvata lugens (brown planthopper), 615 nucleotides. RefSeq lists its product as uncharacterized. Lineage: Eukaryota; Metazoa; Arthropoda; Insecta; Hemiptera; Delphacidae. The transcript has 2 exons. The coding region runs from base 1 to 615 and encodes 204 amino acids. The record is from RefSeq and is a predicted model, not a curated record.
AUGGUGGCGCGACAGUCUGGUGGCGACACAAAAUCGGCGGCUCGAGCCAUCUCAUUCCUGGAAGCUCGGCUGGUGGCUGGUGGCUCUAUGAGAAAAUUGGAGUUUGCGAGUCCGGAUGCAUUCAAUGAUUUCUUCAUUGAAUCAGUGAAUAGCAUUGUAGGUGAACUGCCCACUGCUGCUGCAGACCCUGCUGAACUACUGGCUGCACGAGUUCCAGCAGUGCAUGCACGCCUCUCUUUCUUCCGCCCCAUCACUUCAUUGGCCCUGAGGAAGAUUGUCAAAUCAUUCAAGCCAUCGAAAAGUCCUGAUGUGUAUGGAAUGUCUGCAUUCAUGCUUCGUGAGGUGAUUGAGGAAAUUGUUGAUCCACUUGCUGUGGCAGUUAAUGAUUGCCUGAGGACUGCCAUCUUUCCAGACUUCUUGAAAACAUCUAGAACCACUCCGGUUUACAAGAAGGGUGACCACCAGAGCCUAAACAGCUACAGGCCUAUAUCCAUCACUCCAAUCUUUGGUAAGGUGGUUGAAGCGGUCAUCAAGCCCCAACUUGAGGACUUCUUUGAGAGGAAUACCUUUUUUCAGACAUGCAAUUCGGUUUUCGCAGAGGGAGGUCUACUUUGA